Prorocentrum cordatum is the source of this 577-nucleotide messenger RNA. Lineage: Eukaryota; Dinophyceae; Prorocentrales; Prorocentraceae. The record is from the annotation of a GenBank genome assembly.
AGGCCGUCUUGGCUUUUUCGGGCGCGGCGGCAGCCUGGGGCCGCGAUGGGGGCCUCGUGCGGGAGCCAGGAGCCGGCGGCGGAUCUGAGCCAUGCGAACAAGGAGAUCGGCGUGCGCAUUCGAGACCUGGAGUGCUGGAUCCUCAAGGCGGAGAGGGAUGCGAAGGCCUGGGCCAGGCGCGCGCACGUCGACCCUUCCGCGAAGGCGCGGGCCGUCAGGAUCCUGAAGCAGAAGCGCCAGUACGAGCAGUAUCGGGACAGGCUUCUGGGCAUGAGCUACAAUGUCCAGAACACGGACUUCCAGGUCGAGCAGGCCGAGGUGUCGGUGCUCGCCGCCCAGGCGCUGAAGCGGGGCAGCGAGCAGCUCCGCAACUGCAGGGAGAGACUGGGUCCCGUAGCUCAGCUGGAGAAUCUGGGCGACAGCAUCCAGGAUGUCAGCUCGGACCUCAGGGAGGCGCACGACUGCCUCGCGAGGGACAUGGGCAUGGGUUCCGCCGACGAAGACCUCGAGGCCGAGUGGCAGCAGCUGCAGGCCGAACUCGGCGUGUACGCGCCCGCCCAGCCCCAGGCCCAAGGAG